AUGACUUCAAAUAAAGCAGUUAAUAAUGAAUUUCAAUUAACAUCAUAAGGUUCUAGCAGUCGGUUCCCAAAUGGAUAAAGACAAGUCUAAAAGGAAGUUAGUUUGAAUUAAGUCAUAUUUAUAGCAAAUUUUUAAAGGCAUUUGAAUAAUAUUGUGAUAUUAUAAAAGUUUGGCAUAUUCCAUCAAGCUUUAUUGGUAGUUACUUCAAAUAGAGGUGACUAGUUGAUAAAUAGGGAUAAAUAAUAUCAUAUUAUUGAAUACCAAGAUGAUAGCAGAGUUAAGGGUUACUAAAUAAAUUUAAAAAAGAUAUAUAAUGCACAAUUCAUAAAAGAUUUGAAUAAAUUUGAGGAUGAAGAAUUUAUUUGGGAGAAAAUUUCAUUAAAGAAAUAGUUUGAUAUAGAUACUUUAGAUCUCACAGCAAGUUAAAUUAUGGAUAGGAUGCAAAAUAUUGCAAAUUUAAAGGGGUCUUAUUGUGUUCUUACAAACAACUGUUAACAUGUAGCAAAUAAAUUGACACAAUAACUUUUGCUUGAAAACAUUUCUAACAAAAAUGUCGUAUUUCUAGCAUUGGCUGAAAAAUAAAGUUACUUUGAAGAAGAAGAAUCACAACCUCAUUCAGCAUUACUGGUGGUUACUAAUUAUUAUAAUAAUGUGUCAUAACUAGAAGAUUAAAAAUAUUAUAUUAUUGAACAUCUAUAAGAUGGAAAAAUAAAUGCUUAUCAGUUUUAUAUAAGGGAUUAAUUGUAAAACUUGGAGAAUUUGAAUUUAUUUAAUAAUGGGAGAAAUUUUUGGUAAACAAAGGAAAAAAUUUGUAACUUUUAUAUCAAAUAAACAGUAUCUAACAUUAUUGAUAUAAUGGAUAAUAUGAACUAUCAUAAUGUUAGGAAUGUUAAUAAUAGUUAUCGUAUAGCAAAGUAUACUUUUGACCAAAUUAAUUAAAUUUAAGAAUAAGAAAGAUAAAGAUAAAGAUAAAGUAGUGAAUUUUUUAGUGAAGAAGGUUUACGAAAAUUUUGUUAGAUAUUGAUAAUAAUAGGGUUAAUUCUAUAUUUCAUUUUAAUUAAAAAUUGA
This is a messenger RNA of Paramecium octaurelia, 1068 nucleotides long. The record is from the annotation of a GenBank genome assembly. Lineage: Eukaryota; Ciliophora; Oligohymenophorea; Peniculida; Parameciidae.